Molecule: messenger RNA, 821 nt
Organism: Chenopodium quinoa (quinoa)
Lineage: Eukaryota; Viridiplantae; Streptophyta; Magnoliopsida; Caryophyllales; Amaranthaceae
Product: germin-like protein subfamily 3 member 2
Exons: 1
Coding region: 104-751 (215 amino acids)
Cellular component (GO): cell wall
Molecular function (GO): manganese ion binding
Source: RefSeq, a predicted model, not a curated record
UAGCCUUGUGCUCUCAAAUGCCUAUAAAAUGUUGGACAUCUAGAUAAUGUUUUAGAGCUUUAAUCAUAGUCCUUAUCAAUUUUAUCCAAGAAAAUAAAAAAAUAUGGCUCUUCCAUUGGUAUUUCUGUUAGUCCUUUCCAUCCAAUAUCAUGCACAUUUACUCUCAGCAUCCGACCCGGAUCCUAUUGAAGACUUCUGCUUAUCCACCGGCGGAUCCAAACCCGGUGAUACGAGCUGCAUGAACAACAAUGUAACAGUGGAAGAUUUUAUUUUCACAGGCAUAAAAUUGCCAGGAAACUUCACAAACACAGGUUUCACUUCAAAACCUGUUAAUGCCAAUGUAUUCCCUGGGCUAAACACCUUAGGACUUUCGUUGGUGCGAGCUGACUUUGGCGUGGGUGGUGUUAAUGUUCCACAUUAUCAUCCAAGAGCUACAGAAAUCGCGUAUGUUUUGGAGGGAAAAAUUUAUUCAGGAUUUGUUGACACUCAGGGAAAAAUAUUUGCUAAGGUAAUUGAGAAAGGUGAGGUGAUGGUGUUUCCUAGGGGUAUGUUGCAUUUCCAAAUGAAUGUUGGGGAGUCCCCUGCAGCUAUUUUAGGGAGUUUUGACAGCCAGAAUCCCGGCUUGAUGAAAAUACCAUCAACCAUUUUUGGGUCUGAUAUCAAUGAAGAGCUUCUAGAGAAGGCUUUUGGGUUGAGCUCAAAAGAUCUUCGAAAAUUGAAAAAAAAAGUUCAGCUCAUCCUAAGUUUUUGAUAAAAUUCUGUAAUCUUUAUUGUACUAAUCUUACAUAUUAAUAUUGUAUUUAUUUACUGAUGUGUCCAUG